CUGCUGACAAGCCACCAUGCAGCGACCGCGUGGUCGAGGAACGCGCGGGCCGCUUAGGGUAGGUUGACUGACCGCAUCAAGCGAGACCUCCCUCGCGUGCCACUUGCUGAAGAGUCUCUUGUCAAGCCUGCAAGUUCAAGAGCUCGGCAAGGCGCGGAGUAGGAGAUUCAACAAAAGCUUCGCAAGCGCGAGCCAAAGGGAAGACUGUACUGCACGUCUCGUCUCAACGCAAGGAAAGAUGCAGACAACCAUUGCAAGCCGGGGUAAUGUGAGCUUCGCGAAUCAUCCGGCGUUCGGCGAACGGCCUUUACCGAUAGGCCGAGCGGGAGUGUGAGUGAGUGCGCCACGUCGUUUGGAAGGCCGCCGUUUACAUCAAAGAUCCCGCCCUUAAUUGUCAUCCCGACGGAGGAAUGGAUCUGGUAUCAAGAGGUCAUCCAUCGGGCGGGCGCGUCGACGGCGAAUGUGCCGGGCGGACGUCGGGUCAAUCCAAUGGUAUCACAGCUAGCGGUGUAUGUAGUCUGCGGAGAAGGCAAGAUUGCUCCGCUCAGGCAGGCAGACACGAGUACCGCGUGGCGAGUUUUCGCGUUCCCUGCUGGUCUUGGUCUGCAUAUACGCUGUGGGGCCCCUGCACCGAGAGUUGCGAGUGGGAGGUGGACCGCUUGCAUCCAUCCAUCCUUUUGCCCUUGCUUCUAUCGCGCCACCGUUCCUGGUCGGAGAAGGGCAAACUUCGGCCAAGCCUUGUUGGAUGCGCGAGUACCCCCACCAGCACACUUCGCUCUUCAAAUCUCUAUGUGGACCUCAUGGCUGUCCUGCGUCCUGUCCAAGAUGGGCAUCAGGCACCCUUACCGUUUUCCCUCGCUCCUCACAAGUGAGCCACUCGACCGGCAGCGCCCCUCCCCGUGAGGCUGUA
Messenger RNA from Ceraceosorus guamensis, 910 nucleotides. RefSeq lists its product as hypothetical. NCBI's taxonomy places the organism in Eukaryota, Fungi, Basidiomycota, Exobasidiomycetes, Ceraceosorales, Ceraceosoraceae. Bases 411 to 872 code for a protein of 153 amino acids. The transcript has a single exon. The record is from RefSeq and is a predicted model, not a curated record.